AGAGAAAUGCGAGAGCAAGAUAGGGUUUUUGAUCGUCCCGUGCUAGAUGCCGCGACGCCACUUGCGCUUUAGCAAUCCGUGACGAUGAAGACAAGGAUGGAGCAGGGGGAAUGUGGCGGAGAUUCCAGCGCACUGGCGAUUCAUAAGCUGCGCGGCGUUGAAUCGGCGAAUUUCUUCGCGCUCCAGGCGAGGCGCGCGGAUGCGGUGGGAAAUCUGGCGCUGCUGGCGGCAUUUCUCUCCGUGUGAGGAAAUAUUUCGGGCGAUGGGAGCAGUGGUAUUCAGGUUAGCUCUCUUGCUGGUUGUGGUGCUCGGGAGCUUGUCCGAUCUCGCCGAAUGGCCAGCGUCGGUGAAGAUUGGCACACUUCUGGCUCUCAAUUCCACCGCCGGGCACACAGGCAUGGUGGCUAUACAAAUGGCUGUGGACGAUAUCAACAUCAGGAAUUCGAGCUUCCUCAAUGGGACGAAGCUCGAGAUCAUUACUGCGAAUUCGAAUUGCAGCGCAUUCCAGGGCGCUGCCUCAGCGAUGCGAUUGUUCGAACAAAACGUGGUUGCGAUUGCUGGGCCUCAGGCGUCAGUGGUGGCCCAUUUCGUCGCACACAUGGCAGCAGCGACGCAGGUCCCGCUAGUGUCAGCGUCUGCCACCGAUCCAACCUUGUCCGAGUAUCAGUUUCCCUUUUUCCUCCGGCUCGCGCGCAGUGAUCGUAUGCAAAUGGAAGCAGUGGCUGGAAUCAUCAGCGUCUACGGGUGGCGAGAAGUUGUGGCCAUUUACAGCGACGACGACUUUGGGACAAAUGGUGUUGACACGCUGGGUGACGCUCUUGUUGGUUUCGGGGCCAGCAUCGUCUUCAAGGCCGCGCUGGAUCCAGCUAUAGACAGGACAGGGAUUAGCAAGAUUCUCGCGGGACUGGCUCAGAUGGGUACCAGGAUAUUUGUAGUUCAUCUUCAGCCUGCCAUGGGGUUGACGCUGUUUAGCGAGGCCUACUUGCUGAGGAUGCUGGACAAAGGUUACGUCUGGAUUGCUACCGAAGCGAUCAUAUCGACUUUAGACACCAUCUACCUAGAAAGCAAUUAUGUUCAAGCAACGCAAGGGGUGAUUGGAACUCGUAGCUACGUGCCAAAGUCUCCUCAGCUUGAGGCGUUUGCGACCAGGUGGAAAAAGAUAGCGGAGGAGGACGGCAGUGGUCUCAUUUAUUCGCAGUACAAUGCGUAUGAUCUGUAUGCUUAUGACAGCAUCUGGAUGAUCGCAUAUGCGGUGAGAAAGUUUCUCCUCAACCGGGGGAACUUUAGCUUUGUGUCGCCGACAGGUUUCCAGGCAAAUUCAGGUGGAGGCUCGGACUUGGCAAAGCUCAAGAUUCUGCUGGAGGGGCAGGCCUUGUUGCAAGACUUCUUGGAGACGAGUUUUGAAGGGGUUUCGGGAUUAGUGCAGCUUGAUAAGAGAGGCGAUCCUUCGGACUCAGCUUUUCAAAUCGUCAAUAUGGUGGGAAAAGGAUUGAGAACAGUGGGGUACUGGACGAAUGCUACAGGCUGUUCGACUGUUGAACCAGGCACCAACGGGAGCAUUAAAAGCGAUGAACAGAAACUUGAGGACGUCAUAUGGCCUGGUGGUGCCGUGCGUGUUCCUCGGGGCUGGAUGGUUCCAAAGAAUGGACGGCCUCUGGUGAUCGGGGUCCCGAACAAGCAAGGAUACAAGGAAUUUGUAGAUACAGCACUUGGACCCGACAAUGCGACAGUCUUUCAUGGUUUCUGCAUCGAUGUUUUUCAGGCAGCGCUCUCGUAUCUUCCUUACACUGUUCCUUAUUCGUUUCAGCUGUAUGGAAACGGGACAUCGACACCGAGCUACGACGAGCUCGUUCAGAAAGUUGUCAACAAGGAAUAUGACGCAGUUGUGGGAGAUAUAACGAUUACAACCAAGCGUGCAAAGAUUGUAGACUUUACACAACCAUAUACUACCUCGGGCCUGGUUGUCGUCGUUCCUCUCAAGAAAGGGGCCACAAACCAUGCUUGGGCUUUUAUGCGACCGUUUACUCCAGCGAUGUGGUUUACAACGGGUGCAUUUUUCUUGUUCACUGGGGUUGUUAUGUGGCUGUUGGAACACAAGAAAAACCGUGACUUCCGUGGUCGACCGAAGAAACAAGUUGUAACAACACUCUGGUUUAGCUUUUCCACGUUGUUUUUCGCUCAAAGAGAGGAUGUAAAGAGCACCCUUGGACGGGCCGUGCUUAUUAUCUGGUUGUUUGUUGUUCUCAUUAUCAACUCGAGCUACACUGCCAGUCUCACAUCCAUUCUUACAGUUCAGCAACUGAUGCCGACAAUUCAAAACAUAGCCGGCUUGGUGGCGAGUAAUGUACCUAUAGGAUACCAAGCAGGAUCAUUCGUCGAAGAGUAUUUGCUGCAACUCAACGUCCCGAGGGACAGGCUAGUCCCUCUCGAUUCUUUAUCAGCGUACACCGCAGCUCUCCAGAAAGGUCCAAAGUCAGGUGGCGUGGGAGCUAUAGUGGACGAACUGCCUUACGUGCAGCUUUUUUUGUCGUCAGAGUGCGAUUUCACAAUUGCCGGGCAGCAGUUUACGAAGAGCGGCUGGGGAUUUGCAUUCCAAAAAGGAUCGCAGCUGGCCAUCGACAUGUCAACCGCGAUACUCACACUCGCCGAAAACGGCGAGCUGCAACGCAUCCACGAUACCUGGCUCAACGGAUACGACUGCGGCUCACAGAAGGUGCAAAUCGACUCCAACGAGCUGGGACUGGGGACGUUUUGGGGGCUCUUCCUGAUAACAGGCACGGCUUCCAUCAUCUGCCUGUUCGUUUACUACACCAAGAUGCUGCUACGCUACCGCAGAAUUCUCAAAGCCCAGAAGGAGGAGUGCUCGUCGCCAGACAACAGCAUACAGGAUAACUCCCGGCGCUCCUCGAGCUUCCUCAGGUCCUUCGUCACUUACGUGGAGGAGUCCGAGGUUCCAAAGAAGCAUCGAAACUCUUCGCUCAAGAAGAAAGAGGGAGGAGGCACGGGAAGCUCGAGACGAGAGGAGGACAGGAGCCCGGAUACCAAUAGCGGCUGUAGCUCCUCUGAGGCAGCGUAGAGAUUAUUUAUAUGAGCUCCUGGGACGAGAUCUUCGCCGCUUAAACUGUAUACUCGAUUGGCUUGACGAUUAUAUGAGAAAUGAAAUUCUCAUUGGACCACUACACGACUUUUUUACUGAUAUAUCUCAAAAUGCGAAUAUGCGAUCCUCCUCUUUUUUUUGAUGGAGCAUAUCCUUUCCUUUA
Messenger RNA from Selaginella moellendorffii, 3260 nucleotides. RefSeq names its product glutamate receptor 3.3. Gene Ontology annotation, cellular component: plasma membrane. NCBI's taxonomy places the organism in Eukaryota, Viridiplantae, Streptophyta, Lycopodiopsida, Selaginellales, Selaginellaceae. Gene Ontology annotation, molecular function: glutamate-gated receptor activity. The record is from RefSeq and is a predicted model, not a curated record. The transcript is spliced from 7 exons. The coding region runs from base 200 to 3076 and encodes 958 amino acids.